This is a messenger RNA of Cajanus cajan (pigeon pea), 1423 nucleotides long. RefSeq lists its product as uncharacterized. Gene Ontology annotation, biological process: tRNA modification. Gene Ontology annotation, molecular function: RNA binding. The record is from RefSeq and is a predicted model, not a curated record. Lineage: Eukaryota; Viridiplantae; Streptophyta; Magnoliopsida; Fabales; Fabaceae.
UAUAGAGUUGGAGAAGGGUGAGGGAAUUGAAUUGAAUUGAAAAUUAAAAAGGGUUUUAGAAGUGAGAGAGAGAGAGAGAAGAUGGCGGAAGCUGCAGAUGAAGCAAGAAAGGAAGAAGAGAAAAGCGAUGGAGUGGGGAUGACUAUGAGUCCAUGGGAGCAACACUCUGCGGUUAUCAAUCUCCCUCGCUUUGACUACAACGCUCCCUCUUCCCUUCUCCGUAACUCCCACUCUGCCUUUCUCAUCACUUGCACUAUCAAGCGCGAGAAAAGCGCCACAAAAGAAGCAAUCACUAUCCUUCACAAGUUCCUUCGCCAUGACUCUUCAAACAACCCUAAAGAAGAUACUUCUUCUAAGAGAAGAAGAAUAUGCACACAAGAUACUGAUCGGGAAUGUCAGGAGACCAAGGAAACCGAUUCUGCCUCUGAAGAUGGUAAACUUUCAAGUCCUGUUAAAGACAAAGAUGGAGUGGCUGUUGCUGCUCUUUCUUUGGUUAAGCUCACUAGGAAUGGCUUGCUUCUCUUGACUUUCCCCUCUAACAUGUCGCCUGACACUGUUAAUAUUGUGUCCAAUAUCAUUCAAGCUGUGGAGUCUGGGACUGUAAGUUUGCCAGCUUGGUGCCAUCGCAUUUUUCCUAUCCAGGCUACCUGCAGUUUGAACGAAAAAGAACUACAGGAAGUAGUAUCAAUGCUUGUUAAGAAGUUUUUGGCUGAUAAACAGAACAAACUUGAGCGACCUCUAAAGUUUGCUGUUGGGUUCAACCGAAGAGGAAUUGAAGAGACAACGUUUGCUAAGGAAAAAUCAAAUGAUUCUAGUAAUGCAUUUCUUUUGCUGGAUCGUAAUAAAUGCUUUGGCGUAGUGGCAUCUGCAGUCAAUCAUGUUGUGGAAGAUUCAGUAGUGGAUCUCAGGUCUCCAGAGCUCUCUGUUCUUGUUGAGUUGCUUCCCCUUUCUGGAGUACCUAAUAGGUCCAUAAUAGUUGGAGUCUCUGUCCUCCCAAGGAACCUUGUUAGUACAAAGCCUCGACUAUGCAUCAAGGCCUUGACUUCCAAUACUAAGGAAGGGUCUGCAGUUCCAUGAGGACUGGUGCCACUGUUUCACUUUUGUGUGCGUGGACAAUGUUGCUGUGUCAGGUUGCUUAUCUAUUGGAUUUCGUAUCACCUUGCAAAUGGAAAUUGAAAGAACCAGCUAGCUAGAAAUAAGAAAUAACUUACCUUUUUGACCCUUUCUACCAGUGAAAGCUGUUGCCACAGCCACCCACUUUUGCUCCACUCCACCUGUUUAUAAUGAGGCUAUCUUGGUAUUUAAUGUGAUCUGCUAUAUCAAGUUGAAUACUGUCGUAAAUGUCGAACCUUAUGUGCUUUAUAUCUUCAUAUCUUCAAUGGUUUCUGAUGAUUUAGUUAAUAUAGCGGCCUCUUUUUUUUUU